Messenger RNA from Cicer arietinum (chickpea), 1077 nucleotides. The record is from RefSeq and is a predicted model, not a curated record. NCBI's taxonomy places the organism in Eukaryota, Viridiplantae, Streptophyta, Magnoliopsida, Fabales, Fabaceae.
AUGAAGAAUCAUCAGCCUGCACAUGAUGAUGUUGAUGAUGCUGAUGAUGCGGAUGAUACUGAUGAUGUGGAUGAUGAUGUUGUUGCUGAUGAUGUUGAGCCUGAGCAAGAUCAGCAGCUCGAAUUCUCCGAAGGACCGGUGGUGACAUAUGUGUUGACACAAUAUGAACACCACGUGGCUCGGAGGAUAUGGGAAGGAGAGGAUCCUGGGUUGUUAAAGGUUAUUACUCAUGGAUUGAAGCUGAAGAAGUUUUCUAAAGUUCCAAUGCUAGAUCCUGUAUUGCAUUGGAUUCGGGAAUCUGGCCUGCUACCUCUCUCUUCAGCUUAUCUCAUUAUGGCUGAUGUUGGUCUCAUAUCUGCCUUUGUUGAAAGGUGGCAUAGAGAUAUCAGCUCAUUUCACAUGCCAUUUGGAGAGAUGACAAUCACAUUGGACGACGUGGCGACUCUUCUUCAUAUCUCACCUUGUGGUAAAUUUUUUGAUGCACAUGUAAAUAUGAAUACUGAUAAUGCUGUCAGAGCUACCUAUGAUUGUCUCAUUCAGACUAACCAGUUUGAGUGUGCGGCUAGAACGUACCUGUUGCAUUUAGUUGGUUGCACUAUUUUCGCUGAUAAAACACAUGCUCGUGUGGAGGCGAAAUAUGUUAGUUUGUUUAUUGAGUUAGAUAGUUGUCGGGACUAUUCGUGGACUAUUGCGGCAUUGGCUUUCCUAUAUGACAAUCUGGGAAAUGGAGUUGUCGACGACACUCGACAGUUGGGAGGUUACAUGACCCUAUUACAGUGCUGGAUUUACGAGCAUUUCCCUAACAUUUGUAAGCGGGGCGAUAGAGGAGCGGUUCCUGCACAUCUUCCAAGAGCAUGUAGGUGGACUGCGAAACAUGCUGUUGAAGACGGAUUAAUGACAUAUCAUCGGAGACUUGAUGCUUUGUUGCUCGAUGAUAUUUUUAUGUUCUCCGGAUACCUUCGAUUUGGUGGAGCCUCAGUCCCGUAUCUGCCAGAGCGAUGUCUUCGACAGUUUGGUCGUAUUCAGUGCAUUCCGCGUGACGUUCCUCGGGUGCCGAACAGUAUAGAUUGGGAGUGA